Loxodonta africana (African savanna elephant) is the source of this 2129-nucleotide messenger RNA. RefSeq names its product DnaJ heat shock protein family (Hsp40) member C30 (gene DNAJC30). The coding region runs from base 99 to 767 and encodes 222 amino acids. The transcript has a single exon. The record is from RefSeq and is a predicted model, not a curated record. Lineage: Eukaryota; Metazoa; Chordata; Mammalia; Proboscidea; Elephantidae.
CGCCUCCCCUUUACCUGAUUGGCUGCAGGGCGGCCGCGUGGCAAACUCGGGCCUCCCAUUGGCCAGUUCACCUGGCACCGCCCCGUGACCCAUCCAAGAUGGCAGCCCGGUGUGCUUGGAGGGGCCCGCGGUUGCUGCUGUGGAGGCCGUCGGGGGCUCGCGGGGCUCCCCAGGGUCCGGAGUGGGGCCUGGGCCUCGGAGUGAGGACUCGCGCCCGCAGCGACGGCCCGUACUCGCGCACGGCCCUCUACGAGCUGCUCGGCGUCCCGUCCACAGCCACGCAGGCUCAAAUCAAGGCGGCCUACUACCGGCAGAGCUUCCUCUACCACCCCGACCGCAACGCGGGGAGCGCCGAGGCCGCCGAGCGCUUCACCCGCAUCGCCCAGGCCUACGUGGUGCUGGGCAGCGCCGCCCUCCGCCGUAAGUACGACCGCGGCCUGCUCAGCGACGAGGACCUGCGCGGGCCCGGCCCGCGGCCCUCCGGGACCCCCGCCGCGCCCCGCGCCCCGCCGGCCGCCCCUCGGGCCCCCAGCGGAGGCCGGGCCAAGCCGGGCGGCGGGCGCGCCGUGUUCGACUUCGACGCCUUCUACCGGGCGCACUACGGGGAGCAGCUGGAGCGCGAGCGGCGCCAGAGGGCCCGGCGGGAGGCCCUGCGCAGGCAGCGGGAGGAGCGGGCCAGGCGGGGCAUCAGGUGGGACGAGGCCCGGGACACGGCCUUCCUCCUCCUCCUCCUCGCCGGCUUCGUCCUCGUCGGCUUUCGCAUCUGACCGGGAGGGGCAGGGGGCGCGGGACCCCCGGCAACGGCCCUCCUGGCCUCGGAGCCCCGAGGACCUGCUGUCCCUCCUCCGCUCCCUCGGCGCCCAGCUCGGCCGCGGACCUGCACGUCCCUUCCCGACCCCCGGACGAGGAGACUGCCUGAGGCGUCAGGAAGAGGCCCCAAGGUGGAGAGGCUCCGAGCCCGGGGCUGCAGGGCCAGUCAGGGGUUUUCCGGAGCCCCCCGGGUGCCUGCUUCCAGAGGUUGCCUUCCUGGCGUUGUCACUUCUGGAGCGCUUGCUCUGGUUUCAUGCAAAGCCCUGAGCGAGAACUGUCACCACCCGUCCGUGUUUGUACUGUGGGGCUGCCCUGUAACCUUGAAACGUGCAAUAUGACCAAUUGUUGGCUGCCAAAAGAAAAGUUCUGGGGUUCUGCGGCGCUUGUCUUUCUGUGAGGUCCCCAAGCCACAGGUGAGACUUGACCCAGAGUAAGACUGUGGGGUGUGAAGGCUUGGCCAUUCCUCUGUGGUUGGCCCCAGGCCCCACUCCCCCUUCUGUUGGUGGCAUGUGGAAGUGGAUAGCAAGGUCCUCAAGCAUAAGGAAUGAGUGCUCCCGUGCCCUUGUUUGUCUGUGUAUGACCUUUGAGAAGUUAACUCUGGGUGUGAUAGCAGGAGUAAAUCCCCCACUCUCCUGAGGGCUGACUGGCAUUAUCACCUAGGAUUCUAAUGGGCUCAGUGGUUAUAACAUGAUACUAGAGCCAGGUUCAUCUGUGGAACAGCAUGCUAGUCACCUGGUCACCCCUCUACCAGCCAGCCUCAUUGCUAACUGUGCAGCCCAUCCCCCAGCAGAAAUAGAGCAACAAAUUCAGAGCUUGAGUUCCCUGAGUGUGGCCUAUCCUCCUGUUUACAUGCAGUGUUCAGCACAAGCCCUACAAGCCAAGCCUGUAAAGCAGAGCUGCUUGAGGCUAUGGGAAAUGUUGGAGGUAUGGAGUAAACAGGCCUUGUAGGGGUAGGAGGCUUGCUGCUGGUCAAGGUGGAAACUUGGUUCCUUGUUCAGAGCUGGCUGAGGUUUCUUUUCUCUAUUUCUGGUUAGCUAAGCAGUUGGUCAUCAUCUGGUUAGAGGUGUAGCGGGAAGGCUCUCUUAACUCUGAAUCACCACACACGGGGAGUGUGCUGUCUGGGAUUGUAGGUUCUCAAGUGUUUAUGCACUGGGCUAAGUGUAAAGCUGUGAGGUGGGGAAACUUUCAAGAGGUCUGUGCAAGGGCGAGGCCCUAAGUCUAGGGUCUAGACAGGUGCGAUGGUACAGCAACACUGAUCCUUUCACUCAGCCUUGUGUAAAGUCAUUGUCUACAUGUCGAUAAACCUGCAGCUAGUCCAA